GAGAAAACCAACUCACUAGUCAUGAUCAGCAGCAGACAGAGUGCGAGAGAGACGAGACAUGCAGAGAACUGACACAGGGAUAAACAAUAUUUAAUAGAAUCGUUAUUAAUAUUGCUGUUAUUGCCUCAUUUUUCAACAGCACGAUGUUUCCAGUGUUUCCAACAGCGCUGGUUCUGGUGUGUGCAUGUGCUUCCUCAGCUGGGAUAAACAACGGUACGAACAACGGUACGAGCAACGGUACGAGCAACGGUACGAACAAAGGUACGAACAAAGUAACACAGGAAACGACUGAUUAUUAUGAACCACCUGAUAAUAUAAUCUCAGCAUAUGAAUAUGGAUUUGAAGAGUUUUCUAUGGUUCAGGAAAUGAGCAUCAACGGGCCAGCGGUGCUGAAUGAAACCAACAUCAACGGAACAUGGGUGGUGAAUGUAACCAGCAUCAAGAGGGUGAAAAUCUCAGAAGAAGCCCUGUUGUUUCUCACUGGCUCUGUGUCCACCAUCCUCAUCCCUUCCUUCUACACGCUGAUCUGCCUCUUCAGCUUGCCGAUCAACAUCUGUGCAGUGGUGGCCUUCACUCUGAGGAUCAAACCCAUGAAGACGGCGGCCAUCUACAUGUUGAAUCUGGCCUGUGCCGAUGUGCUCUUUGCUGUGCUGCUCCCCUUCAAGAUCUCCUACCACUUUGGCGGCAACAACUGGAUAUUCGGCUCGCUCAUGUGCCGUGUGGUCACUGCAGCCUUCUACUGGAACAUGUAUUGCUCUGUUCUGCUCAUAACUUGCAUCAGUGUGGACCGUCUCCUUGGUGUAGUCUAUCCUCUUAACUCUCUGUCUUGGAGGAGGCCAAAGAAAGCAAUCAUGGCCUGCGUCACCAUGUGGAUAUUAUCCUUCGCUGGCACUGUGCCUCUUGUCAUCGACGACCAAACUUUUCACCUCAGUCAGCUGAACAUCACCACCUGCCACGACGUCCAGCCUGUGCACGAGAUAAUGUUGUACUACAAGUUCUACUUCAUUGCCCUGUGCUGUGCCUUCUUCAUCCUGCCUUUGCUCAUCACAGUGGGGUCCUACACUCGUGUGAUCUGGGCACUGAGCAGAGUCCCACGUGGCGUUCUCGGAAGUUCAGGCAGGACAACAAGAGCAGUGGUGAUGACUGGAACAGUACUGGUGAUAUUUGUGCUGUGUUUCACACCCACACACUGUCUACUGAUGGCACGCUAUUUGCAAUUUAACGGGGGUGCUGAGGCGUUCAAAGAGACCAGCUCCUACGCAGCUUAUCUAGUUUGUAUGUGUUUAGGAAGUCUGAACUGUCUCCUGGAUCCCCUGGUCUACUACUUUGGCUCAUCCCAGUGCAGGAAACAACUUUCCAGCACACUGAGGUGUGAGAAGCUUUUGGAGGACAUUAGUGGACAUUCCAUUUCUGGCCUCAGUAGUCGCUUAACUAGGAUGAGAACAACCAGAUCCAGUGACCUGCAGGUUGACGUCCCCCCAGUCUGCAUACCAUAAAAACUCAAUUUUGGUGGCAAAAUGAAAACCAGGGUUUCUUCCAAACCACAUGCUUUCAAUCAGCUCAAAAAGAUAUACUAUUGUUGGGAUUUAAAAUGUUAGCUGGUGUGUGGGUCUGACUGAAACUCUAAACAAUAAAGCAGGAGGGGGGGCAUGAACAGUUUGGGCCAGAUAUAAGGCCUCCACAAAAUUAUUAAUAAUAACCUUUUCCUUCCUAGUGUUUAAUCUUGAAAUUAGCUAGAAAUGUGUGUGCAUCACAACGCUGGACAGUCUUAGUUUAAAGUUAUUUACCUUUAGAAUGCAGCUAAACACAUACCAUAUAACUAUACUGCAACUAGUGAUGUUAUCAUGUAUUCAAUUCAUAUAAUGUUAGAUAUAUAAUGUUAUGAUAGUUGAUUACACUCUUUAAAUGAUUUUGUUAUAAUCUACAUUUGUGUAAUACACCUUUUGCUUGACACACGUUUAUAUGUAUUAUAUUACAGAAUAAACAUCACCAUAUAUUAGUAGAGCUACAUGAUUUGGCAGAGAUUACAUUUAUUUUUUGAACACGCUUCUCUUAAACUUGAAAAUUCAUAAAGAACUUGUAAAAAAAAUAUCAGAAACCUGAACAUGGACCUCUCCCAUAGGGGUGGAGUCUGCUUGAAGUAAAGAUCUGAUAUAGCUUGAUUGAUGAGAAUGAAAAGAAAAAUAAUUUUUACAAUGUCAUUGAUGUGUACGGGAAAAAGAGGACCUACACAAUAUCUGCUUCAAUAAAAAAGUCAUAAGCAUGUACCUGUGUUUGUAUAUGUGCGCGCGAGCGCAAGAAUUGUCAUACUGUCUUUGCUUGUCUGCUUCCUCUCCCCUUUACACCUUUUGAAAAAAUCUUAUCCACACACACGUGCAUUCACACAUACAAACCUACAACAAUAACAUGACCUAACACUACCAUUUUAUCCCCUUUGCUUUUGUCCCUUGGUGACAUGAUGCUGACAUCUGUUUUCAAGAAUCAUAAUCUGCUGAUUGCCAUGGGUGUGUUAGCAAGGAUGCUAAGCCCCCCAUGGGUCCUUAGCACGAUCAGGAAUCAUUUC
Molecule: messenger RNA, 2563 nt
Organism: Pleuronectes platessa (European plaice)
Lineage: Eukaryota; Metazoa; Chordata; Actinopteri; Pleuronectiformes; Pleuronectidae
Product: proteinase-activated receptor 1
Exons: 3
Coding region: 144-1496 (450 amino acids)
Biological process (GO): thrombin-activated receptor signaling pathway; phospholipase C-activating G protein-coupled receptor signaling pathway; positive regulation of blood coagulation
Cellular component (GO): membrane
Molecular function (GO): thrombin-activated receptor activity
Source: RefSeq, a predicted model, not a curated record